This is a messenger RNA of Stegostoma tigrinum, 3580 nucleotides long. It is a transcript of the gene rad51b, whose product is annotated as RAD51 paralog B. The coding region runs from base 29 to 1249 and encodes 406 amino acids. The transcript is spliced from 12 exons. Lineage: Eukaryota; Metazoa; Chordata; Chondrichthyes; Orectolobiformes; Stegostomatidae. Gene Ontology annotation, biological process: double-strand break repair via homologous recombination. Gene Ontology annotation, molecular function: ATP-dependent DNA damage sensor activity; ATP binding; ATP hydrolysis activity. The record is from RefSeq and is a predicted model, not a curated record. Gene Ontology annotation, cellular component: Rad51B-Rad51C-Rad51D-XRCC2 complex.
GGUAGGGUCAGACACUUGGUUGCAAAACAUGUCAAGCAAAAAGCUGAAGAGGACAGGCCUGCCUUCAGAAUUGUGUGAAAGGCUGAGCAAAUACCAGAUUGUAAACUGUCAGGACUUUCUAUCCCUUUCUCCACUGGACCUAAUGAGAUUCACGGGUCAGAGUAUCCGCAAGGUUCCUGCAUUCGUAAAAACUGUCAGUAAGGCUUGUGCUCCUAAAAUGGUCACUGCACUUGAAAUGAAUGCAGAAAGAUGUUCAAAACCAUCCACUGCUUUCUUCCCCACCUCUCUGAGCAAACUCGACGAGGUCCUUCAUGGUGGAUUAGCCUGUGGAACCCUGACUGAGGUGACUGGUCCUUCGGGCUGUGGAAAAACACAAUUUUGUAUGAUGCUGAGCGUGUUGGCCACCUUGCCUAUCCGUAUGGGUGGUCUGGAUGGAGCAGUCAUUUACAUUGACACCGAGUCUGCUUUUAGUGCUGAAAGGCUAAUAGAGAUAGCAAGAUGUCGAUUCCCUAAUUAUUUCGAUGAAAACCAGAAGCUGAUUGCAAUGACCAACAGAAUUCACUUGUACCGUGAACUCACUUGUUUGGAUGUGCUCAAAAGAGUGGAAUCCUUGGAAGAAGACAUAAUCGUGAAAGGUGUAAAACUGAUUGUGGUGGACUCAGUUGCAUCAGUAGUUCGCAAAGAAUUUGACACCAGAAUCCAGGGUAACCUGUCAGAACGUAGUAACCUGCUGUCAAGUGAAGCUGCCACGCUAAAGUUUUUGGCAGAAGAAUUCUCCAUUCCGUUUCAGCUUUUGGACACUCUGCAGCUCCACCAAUCAAGGGACUCCACCAAUCAGGUCAUUCUGACGAACCAGAUCACAACAAGGCUGAGUCACAGCUCUGUGCCAAGCUUUAGCACAGGUCAUUCCUCCCUACCUAAAGAUUGCAGGGUAAGCCCUGAUGGAGAUAGAAGCUACGCGACAGCAGCUCUGGGGAACACAUGGAGUCACAGUGUCAACACUCGGCUCAUCGUGCAGUAUCUGGACUAUCACAGCAGGCAGAUGAUCAUUGCAAAGUCACCACUUGCUCCGUUUGCUGUGUUUAUUUUCACCAUUCAGGAUGAAGGUCUUGUGCUGCAAGGUGAAGACAGCCAGUCUGGUUCGUCCACUGAGGGGACAGAUCCCGGACUCCAGCCAAUUGGAGUCCGGACCUCAUUUGCUUACCGCUCAGACUGGGAUCUGCCUGGCUUAACGCAGGCCAAGCCCUGACCAACCGAGGAUUGCGUGUCAGCCCAAAAUAGAGUUUAUCCUGUUGAUGGCAUGGACCAAGGAAUGUUAAUCUUCUCCUGAUGAUGUUGGGACUGGGACUGUUCCGUGAACGGAUAAGCAUUUUGGAACGGGAAGGCAUUACGGACUUGGACAUCGUAACCCUUGAAUUAUUAGUUUGGGAAUACGUAGACUGAUGGCACAGAGUAUGGAAACUGAAAGCUGUGCGUCCCAGUCAAAUAAAAAAAUGAAGGGAAUAAAGCAAGGAGACGUCACCAAAGAACUGAGAAGAAUUGUUGAUAACCUGACUUCAGGGCCAUCAUCCGGCUGAGUUUUAUCAAAGGUUUAGAUCAUUUGGAGUCAGGGUGUGCAGCUUAAACCAACCGCUAACAAGACAGGAACCCUAAAAGCUGAAAAUGCACCAUGACUGAGAUUUGGAAGGCCCCAGGCUGGAUUCCCAGACUGCCUAGGGGCACCAAUCGGGCUGCUACACGUGGCUUCACAGCCUUUAAGAUUGCCGAGGGCAAACUAUCCAGCCAGAGCUUUCUGAUCACAGUUCCGUAAUCCCCGCUGGAAAUAGCAGUUUAGGAUGGGCCAAUUUCUGAGAAGCUCAUGAUAGAAUAACAUGGGGUGGCGGGCGGUCUCUGUAUUCAUUUUGAUCAAACAGGUGGGGUGAUGUGAGGGAUAGGGAGGUUGAGGAAUCAGACAGGGUGAGGCAAUGCUUGUUGGGUAGCUGGGUAGUAGAGGAGACACACUUAGAGGUGGGGGAGGGGUUGUGGUGGGCAGGGAUGGAAACAUUGACAGCAUCCAAUGUUUGAAGGAAGAGUUAGAAACAGCAUUGCUGAUUGUCCUAUCUCCACAGUGAGAUAAGUUAAACGAGUUUGAAUUAACCUUUUGAAAGAGGGUGUGGGCCGACACAACCGGGAGCAACCUAUUUCGGGACCACAGGGUUAACUGGCAAACCCUGACAACUCUGUCUGCAUCUCCUAUGGUACAAAAAAAUUCUGUCAGGCCCCUGGAUUCAGGGGCAGGGCUGACCAGAAUGACAAGCAACAUUUUAUAUAGAAUGGAUUAGCGUCAACCCUUUUGAACUUCAUGCGUGUCCCCUUUACAGCUGUAAAAUCACCUCUAUCACAAAUGAGCAAUUUAAUACAGAGAGGGACCAAGGGGCUCUCCAACAUGAGUUACUGAAAAUGAGGUAGAACUGAGUCCUGACAACAGGCCUUAAGAGCAGGGAAUGUUGAUUCAAUCUCUCUUUGAGCUGCUGAAGACAACAGGAAGCCAUGAAGCAAUAUCUGUGUCUCCAUCGCAACAAGCAACGUCAAGAGUGAUACUGGCCAGGAACAGUUUGGGCUUUGCUCCUGGCCUGCGAUUCAGUGGUUGCUCCUGGACGUUUUAUUGCACCACCUUCCACCUACGCAAACACAGUCUGAUCAAACUAGCUUUUUUGCCCCAUCUUCAGUCUCACAUAUCUAAGAAACACAUUAUGGAACAGGAGGAGCUUUGGAGCAAUCAUCAUUUUCCAGGAUCAACUCCAGGAUUUGGCAACUCUAAUCCAAGAUAACACAUUGUCCCUGCUCCUUGUUAUUCUACUCAGGUGCCUAGAGGGUAUAAUACUCGCAAACUUGUCUCUGAUUCCCACUUGUCAUGCCUUGGAUGCAGCAAAGUGUGUCUAAUUGGCAUGACGGUUUGGUGAUAGACCAUGACUAGUGUUUUCAGCCAAGUCAUGCCAAUAAAAAGUUAUGUUAAAACAAGUAUGUUGUAUAAUUUAAUUGGCUGUGCAUUGUACAUAACCUUGGGAAGUUCUACUCACAGAAGUUUUGUACAAAGCGUUCACAACAGGAGGUAUUGUGGCGGUGUUUACACAGACCCAGGAGUCAAUGUUCACAUUGUGCUUGUACACAGAACUGGGAAUCAAUGUUCACUCUGUACAUGUACACGGAACCGGGAGUCAGUGUUCACACUGUGUGUGUACACAGAACAUGGAGUCAUUGUUUGCAUUGUGCUUGUACUCAGAACUGGGAAUCAAUAUUCACACUGUACACAGAACAGGAAGUCAUUGUUCACCUUGUUCAUGUACACAGAACCAGGAGUCAAUGUUCACACUGUGUGUGUACACAGAACAGGAAGUCAUUGUUCACACUGUGCAUGUACAGAGAACCAGGAGUCAAUGUUCACACUAUGCACUUACACAGAACCAGGAGUCAGUGUUCACACUUUGCAUGUACACAGAACCGGGAAUCAGUGUUCAUACUGUGUGAGCACAGACCUGAGAGUCUGUGUUUACAAGGUCUGUGUACAGACCCUAGAGCCAGCUUUUACACAGUAUAUGUA